Drosophila subobscura is the source of this 867-nucleotide messenger RNA. RefSeq names its product nuclear pore complex protein Nup50-like. The transcript is spliced from 3 exons. The record is from RefSeq and is a predicted model, not a curated record. The coding region runs from base 504 to 794 and encodes 96 amino acids. Lineage: Eukaryota; Metazoa; Arthropoda; Insecta; Diptera; Drosophilidae. Gene Ontology annotation, biological process: intracellular transport.
UACACUGGUUUCAGUGUGAGCAUACAGCAGUCUGAAAUGUGAAGGCCCGAAAUGAAUCGGAACGCUUUUAGACACAUUUCUUGCAGUACCGACUUUGGUUUAUUUACUUCAAUACAUAAUGAUCUUUUAGAACUCUAUGGGACUCCUUGGGCGGCAGAACAUGUCCAGAAUUGGUCAGCAAACGUAUAUUUCUCUGCAAGAUACAUAUCUAACUCACAUUUAAGGACCAUGGAUGCAUCAAUGAAGGAGGUAGCUCCUCGCUGUUUGCGGGAUUCGGCAGCUCCGCUGGAGCGGCUGGAGGAGAUGCCAAGCCUUCGACCAGCUUCUCAUUUACCCCUAGAGCCACACUGUUCUCCUUUGGCAAUAUAUAGCCGCCAGCUGCAGCUGCAUAGUCGGCUGGCAAUGCGGAGGACCAGGUUGAAGAGGACCAGCAACCGAAAGUAGAGUUCAAGCAGGUUGUCGAAGAGGAUGCAGUCUACUCAAAACGCUGCAAAGUGUUCGGAAUGAAGGGUGCGGACUAUGCCGAUCGAAGAGUGGGCAUGUUGCAUUUGAAGCCCGUGAAGGACUCGGAGAAGGCGCAGCUGAUUGUGCUUGCCGACAACAAUAUUGGUCAGGUCCUGAUCAAUCUGAUGGUCGGCAAUGGCCUGCCCUGCCAACGCAUGGGCAAAAACAAUGUAAUGAUCAUGAGUCUGCCCAUGCCGGAGGACACCAAAGUGGUGUCGAUUCUGCUGCGCGUUAAAACUGCGGAAGAGGCCGACGAGUUUUUGGCGAAACUACAGGACUAUACCAAGUGAAGAAUCGCACGGCAAAAGCAUGUUAUUUGAUUGUUUAUAAAAUUUACAAUGCUAUGAAAAUAGAACACCAGAA